AUGGCUGCUCCCUCAGCUUGCACCGACUCUGCCGUGGACGGGCAAGAUGAUACACAACCCAAGGAGGGUUUCAUGACGGAUGUUGCACAUGUUGCGGCCGAGCGUGGUCAUCUGGCGACCGAUCAGUAUGGUCAUGCCUUGGUGGAGUUUGAUCAGGCUGCCGAAUCUCGGCUUCGCUUGAAAAUUGACUUGUGUAUUGUGCCGACUGUGGCGCUCAUGUACCUCUUUUGCUUCAUUGAUCGAGCCAACAUCGGGAACGCAAAAUUGGCCGGUUUCAGUAAAGACCUGGGAUUGGUCAAGUACGACUAUAAUGCAGUGCUAUCUAUCUUCUUCGUGGCUUAUAUCAUCUUUGAAAUCCCUAGCAAUAUUGCAUGCAAGUGGAUUGGACCUGGAUGGUUCUUGCCGGCAGUUACUCUUGGCUUCGGCGUUUGCUCCGUUGCUAUGGCCUUCGUGAAAGAUAUUCAGAGUGCAUCUGGUGUUCGAUUUCUUCUAGGCAUGUUUGAGGCUGGCCUCUUGCCGGGCAUUGCUUACUAUCUCAGUCGCUGGUACCGUCGCAGUGAACUCACCUUUCGCUUGUCCCUGUACAUUGUUAUGGCACCUCUUGCCGGGGCAUUCGGUGGCCUUCUAGCAUCCGGUAUCCUCACCCUUGAUCAUUUUGGAGGUCUUCGCAGCUGGCGUAUGCUAUUCGCGAUCGAAGGAAUAAUUACUAUCGGAGUAGCCAUCAUUGCAUUUUUCACGCUGACCGAUCGCCCCGAGACUGCACGCUGGCUCUCACAGAAGGAAAAGGAUUUGGCUAUUGCUCGAGUUAAAUCCGAACGAGUGGGAACUACUGAAGUACUUGACCAGUUGGAUGUUCGGAAGACCCUACGAGGCAUUUUCAGCCCGGUCACACUCAUUACUGCGUUCAUCUUCCUGCUCAACAACAUUACCGUUCAGGGUCUUGGAUUCUUUGCGCCCACAAUCGUUCAGACAAUCUACCCGGAUGCCACCGUUGUUUCCCAACAACUUCAUACGGUCCCACCGUAUAUUGUCGGCGCCUUUUUCACGGUUCUGUUCCCAUACCUAAGCUGGCGCUUUGAUCAUCGGUUGAUUUUCUUCAUCGUCAGUCCCCCUCUGAUGAUUACCGGUUACAUAAUGUUCCUAGCCAGCGAAGACAACAUGGUUCGCUAUGGAGCUACAUUUGUUAUCGCAAGUGGCGCUUUUGCCUUUGGUGCUCUUUGCACCGCCAACUCCUCCGCUAAUGUCGUGUCAGACACUGCGAGAUCAUCCGCCAUUGGAACGACCGUCAUGUUCGGCAAUGUUGGCGGUCUGAUCUCAACGUGGUCAUUUCUGCCCUUUGAUGGGCCCAACUAUCAUAUUGGUAACGGAUUGAACCUGGCAACGGCGACCACAACUCUGGCUCUGGGUGCUGGACUAUGGAUCUGGAUGGUGUGGGACAAUCGCAGACGGAGUCAGAUCGACAUCGACGAUGCUCUCUCGGGUCUCUCGCAGAAACAAAUUCAGGAUCUUGACUGGCGAAAUCCAGCUUUCCGGUGGAGACCCUGA
This is a messenger RNA of Penicillium maclennaniae, 1545 nucleotides long. Its product is annotated as putative MFS transporter. Gene Ontology annotation, molecular function: transmembrane transporter activity. The record is from RefSeq and is a predicted model, not a curated record. Lineage: Eukaryota; Fungi; Ascomycota; Eurotiomycetes; Eurotiales; Aspergillaceae. Gene Ontology annotation, cellular component: membrane. Gene Ontology annotation, biological process: transmembrane transport. Bases 1 to 1545 code for a protein of 514 amino acids. The transcript is spliced from 4 exons.